This is a messenger RNA of Protopterus annectens (West African lungfish), 4942 nucleotides long. It is a transcript of the gene PIP5K1C, whose product is annotated as phosphatidylinositol-4-phosphate 5-kinase type 1 gamma. The transcript has 18 exons. NCBI's taxonomy places the organism in Eukaryota, Metazoa, Chordata, Ceratodontiformes, Protopteridae. The coding region runs from base 851 to 3349 and encodes 832 amino acids. Gene Ontology annotation, molecular function: phosphatidylinositol kinase activity. Gene Ontology annotation, biological process: phosphatidylinositol metabolic process. The record is from RefSeq and is a predicted model, not a curated record.
AUGCCUUCUUCUUCUGGACAGAUCACCACAGCACAGGGUAAAAAGAUAGGCCAUCGUGGAGUUGAUGCUUCAGGAGAGACAACAUACAAAAAAGAAAUUUUAUAAUGGCAACUGAUUGAGCAUGAUGCUAUAAGGACAGUGGGUCACAGAGAUCAAAGCAGAAUAGUGGCGACAGUUCAGGGCCGUGGAAGUCUACAGAAUGUCUUCUGCUCUGAAUUCUUGGCAAAGAAGUGAACAAUGUUGAAGAAAUGAAGAUCAAGAAAUACUUAACACAGUUUUGCAUAUUUUCGUGACUUUAACAUAAUAGCCCGCCAUGUUAUGUCUGCAUGGUUACAAACAAGUCUUCGUAAUAUAAUUAAAGCAAGAUCAGCACAGUAGAUACAGAGGAGAAAAUAGUGCAUUCAACUUUUAGUUUAUAUGUGGAUACACAGCACCUUUUCCAUUCUGGUGCUGUUCAUCAAAGUGCAUGGUUGAAAGUGUACUUUGAGUGUAAACUGUCAGCAACCUGUGGUAUACUCUUUGAUCUCCGUGUAGGUUAUACUUUACUUUUCAACCUCAUCUCUUCUGCUAUAUGAUUUUUACAUUGCAGGCUUUUGACUGAAAAAGUUGCACAAAGGUACUUUAAUUAGUGUUGCAGAAGUAGCGUGGAAGACCAGGACCAUGAAAAAAACCCAAUCAGCUGAAAAAUGAUAUUUGACUGAUGAAUGUUUUAAAUUAACCAUGUGACUAAUGAAAAGACAGUACCAGCAAACAGGAAGUGUUUUCUAUAGAGAUUAAAGGCAUUUAAGUUCUUUUCCCCUCUGGUAACCUUUGUAACUAAAAGGGCUUCAGAAGAAAAACAGAAAGGAAGAUGGAGAGCAGAAUUCAGAGGGAGCGGGCAAAAGCUUGCAGAAUAAAGGGAAGUCAUUCAGGCAAUGAAAGUCAGCAGCAUGUUUGCAUCUUAAAAGGUAUACAACUUGCAAAACAAGGACCCCUUGAUGACAUUGAAGCAUACCUGAUGACAUUUGAGUGGAUUGCCAGACUCUACAAAUGGCCAGUAGAGCAAUGGGCACAACGUCUAGAACCUUAUUUAACUGGAAAGGCUCAGCUAGCAUACCAGAAUAUGGAUAAAACACAAUCCAACAACUAUGACAUUGUGAAGAGAGAAAUUGUAAAAAAGUAUGUUGUCUUGGGUGACACCUAUAGAAAAAGAUAUUGGACUCUAAAGUUCCAUGCUGUGGACAAUCCCCAUGAAGCAUACAACAGACUCCGAGAACUUCUUGUAAAAUGGCUUCAGCCAAAGAGCAGAGCAGCUGCAGAGGCAGUUGACACACUGACCACAAAACAGUUUAUUAACAUUCUUCCAUUAGAGGUGCAACUCUGGGUUAAAGAACAUGGACCAGAAAAUGGAGAGACAGCCAUUUCUUUGGCAGAGAACUACCUGCGAGCCAGAGAGUUGUACCAGAAUGAUAUCAGUGGCACGUGGUUGACAACAUCAUCUGCUCUGAAGGGAGCCAUUCAGCUGGGAAUUGGGUACACAGUUGGAAACCUCAGCUCUAAACCAGAGAGGGAUGUGCUUAUGCAAGAUUUCUAUGUGGUUGAAAGCAUUUUCUUUCCCAGUGAAGGAAGUAACCUGACUCCUGCACACCACUUCCCUGAUUUCAGAUUCAAAACCUAUGCACCUGUAGCUUUCCGCUACUUCAGAGAACUCUUUGGCAUUCGGCCAGAUGACUACUUGUAUUCCUUAUGCAAUGAGCCUCUGAUUGAGCUGUCUAACCCUGGAGCCAGCGGUUCUUUGUUCUAUGUCACCAGUGACGAUGAAUUCAUCAUAAAGACAGUGAUGCACAAGGAAGCAGAGUUCUUACAGAAGCUACUUCCUGGCUAUUACAUGAACCUGAACCAGAACCCAAGAACACUGCUACCCAAAUUCUAUGGACUUUACUGUGUACAGUCAGGUGGAAAAAACAUCCGCAUGGUAGUAAUGAACAAUGUUCUGCCACGAGUGGUGAAAAUGCACUUGAAGUAUGACUUAAAGGGCUCAACAUACAAGAGAAGGGCUUCAAAAAAGGAGCGAGAAAAGCCAAGUCCCACCUUCAAAGAUUUGGACUUUGCACAAGAUAUGCCAGAUGGGCUGAUUCUGGAUGGAGACACAUAUAGUGCCCUUGAAAAGACAUUACAACGCGAUUGCCUGGUACUCGAGAGUUUUAAGAUCAUGGACUACAGUUUACUGUUGGGAGUUCAUAACAUUGAUCAGCAAGAACGAGAACGGCAAUCUGAAGGCACGCGGAGUACGUCAGAUGAGAAACGACCCCUUGGCCAAAAAGCACUGUAUUCGACUGCUAUGGAGUCCAUCCAAGGUGGCGCAGCACGUGGAGAGUCCAUCGACACUGAUGACACAAUGGGAGGCAUUCCUGCUGUGAAUGGCAAAGGAGAGCGGCUUCUACUGUACAUCGGACUCAUUGACAUCCUGCAGUCAUACAGGUUGAUUAAGAAGUUGGAACACACAUGGAAGGCACUUGUCCAUGAUGGGGAUAGCGUAUCAGUACACAGACCGAGCUUCUAUGCAGAAAGGUUUUUCAAGUUCAUGCAUGCAACUGUGUUCAGGAAGAGCUCAUCCUUAAAGCCAUCUCCAUCUAAGAAAGGUCGUGGCGCCUUGACAGUUACAAAGCCCCCUGGGCCAGGGGCGGCAUUCUCAGCCAGUCAGAUUCCCACAGAGAAAGAUGAGCAGGCAUAUGAUUUGAGAGGGGCAAGAAGCUACCCUACACUUGAGGAUGAAGGAACAGGGAGCAAACCAGAUCUUCUACCUUGCACUCCCCCGUCUUUUGAGGAAGCCACUACUGCUUCCAUAGCAACAACGCUUUCUUCAACUUCACUGUCCAUUCCAGAACGAUCCCCAUCUGAAAGCUCGGAGUAUCCUCGAUACAGGAGGCACCUGCUGUCCUCAGGACAAGAUGUGAGGUUACAAGAAGAGGAAGUACAUGUGGAAGAUGACCUGCAACAGAUAACUGUGGAGUUGGAGACGAAGACCGAAGCUGCUGAUAAUAUCGUACCAGAGGAUGCUGAGGAGGUGCCCACAGCAUCUGCACCGUUGACUUCCCCCAUGCCUCAGGAGGUAGACAGUUUAAGCCAAAUCUCAGAAGCUGCUAGCCAAGCAUCAGGAGGAGACGAAGAGGAAGAGGAUGUUCCGGUCACAGAUAUUUAUUUUUUUACAGAUGGGAGAUAUUGGAUUUGCUCACCUGUUCCAAGUCGUUCACGGACCAGCACUAUUUCUGAUGAAUCUCUGCCUCCUGAUGAGAGGAGUUGGGUUUAUUCCCCUCUCCACUAUAACGCCCAAGGCCCCCCUGUCUCAGACGGGGAGAGUGACACAUAAUUGCUAUGCAGAUGCCGAAGAUAGGAGAUGUGGGUUCUCGGGGGGACAAUCACCUUUCUUACAGGAAGGAAUCUCUGUUGCCAGUAUUGAAACCAGAAGUUGAAAACUUUGGUGAGACUUUACAUCACUGCACCAUCAGUUCCAUAGUAUGGCGUCAUAACCAGAGUCGUGCUUAACUCAAACAGACAUAUAAAGAAAUGCUAUUUGAGUUAUUUUAAAGCUGGUGCACUCAGUGUGUGACUAAGACAACUGUGUAGAUGGAUUCUGUUUUAUUGUGGACUGUGGAUGUGAUAAAGGAACUACUGCUGUCACAGCACGUUCACUUACUGUGAACCCUCUAUGUGUAGAUAUCAACCAUUUGUUUUUCUGGAUCUUUGCACAAACGUGUUUGGAGCAGUGCUUUUUUAUUUAUGUCAUGUGGGUAGUCAUUCACUGUUUUGUCUGUAAAUUGUAAGUCAUGAAACCUACUGAUUCCCACCUGUUAUUCCCAAAUUGUUUUCGCACAGGAGGAUUUCUGCAAAGCAAGUAGUCCAUGUGCAUAAACUAAGAGAAAGAGUAUCGCUACAUUUGUUAAGUGGAAUUGUUCCUUUUAUUAAAUUUGUACAUUAUUAAUGUGUGUAAAUCAGAGGAUUUAUAUACAAUAAAGACAUCCUAGUUUCUGUGUACUCUUCAAGACUGCCAUUUCAUCAUCUUUCAUAACCAUAAGACUUAAAGGAAGUGCGGUGGGUGACAUUCUUGAGAAGUGCACAAACUUUGUUGGUUUAUGUACAGUUUAUUUAUAAUAUUAACAUUAAAGUUAAAAUAAAAAAAACGUGGUAUUUCACAUUUGGAUUACUGAAGGCUGCUUGAAUUACACUGAAUGCUUCCUGCUGCGUAUCUAUGUUACUAUAUUGAUGAUGUCAACAGUGACUGUAGAAAUGGAACCAGAAGAGAAAAUCAGCAAGAGUUUUUAUGCUGCACUGAAUCCUUACUAUAUCCUCAUUCAGUCAACAGCUUUAAGGGUUUGCAUGAGUGGGGGGAUGACUAAUGGUACACACAAGCAAUAAUUUGCAAUAGGGCUGGCAUUUGUACAGAAUAAAUGCACUUGGAACACAUACAGACACUAGCCAAGUGCCUUUCAGUGCAUCUAAUUUUGUGCACUUUAGCUGCUGCUGGAUACAGUUAAGAGAGUCUGUACAAGUUCUGGGAACUACUGAACAAUCACGUUGUGCGUUUCUACCAAGAGUACUGAAAGGAUUUUGGAUCAUUCUGAAAUUCCACUGUUGCCAGGCUUAUUUAGACUGGGAAUAAAGUGUAUAUGUAUAUAUUUGAGAACCUAACGCAUAAUACUAAUCAUUUAACCCAGUGAUACUUGUAUACUUUAUAAGGUGACUGAAAGCCAUUUUGUAAAUAGAAAUGUGUUGUAGUACUGUCUGUUGGCUUGCAAGUGUCAGGGUGGCAUAUUCCCUUAAGAAUAUGAAAUGUUUCUACAAAUACUGCAUAUCUUGUUUAAAGAUGGGGUUCUUAAUAUUGUAAUGGUCAAGCAGUUGUUUGAAGGAUUUCUACUGUAAAUGUCUCUCCAUGUUUUCUGCACUUAUUAUAUUAUUAUUGAUA